AUGGGGAAGAUUCUCUUUCCUCUGCUCCACCAGAUCAUCUUCUACGAGGACAGGAACUUCGGAGGCCCUCACUAUGAGUGCAUGAGCGACUGCUCCGACCUGAACUCCAUGUUCAGCCGCUGCCGCUCCAUCCGGGUGGAGAGCGGCAUGUUCAUGAUCUACGACCGCCAGGGCUUCACCGGGAACCAGUUCUUUAUGAGGAGGGGCGACUACUCCGACUACCUGGGUACGAGCGGCAUGAACGACUGUGUCAGGUCCUGUCGCAUGAUUCCCACGCACCGCGGCAGCUACAAGAUGAAGCUGUACGAGCACUUCGACAUGAGAGGUCAGAUGAUGGAGCUGACGGACGACUGCCCGAACCUCAUGGACCGUUUCCGUCUGUCCAACUUCAACUCCUGCAACGUGAUGGACGGCCACUGGCUGCUGUACGAGCACCCCCACUACAGGGGGCGCCACUACUACCUGAGUCCCGGCGAGUACAAGGGCUUCAGCGAGUGGAACGGCAACAGCUCCAGGAUCAGCUCCGUCCGGCGCCUCGCGGAUCUCUAA
This is a messenger RNA of Limanda limanda (common dab), 549 nucleotides long. RefSeq names its product gamma-crystallin M3-like. Gene Ontology annotation, molecular function: structural constituent of eye lens. Gene Ontology annotation, biological process: visual perception; lens development in camera-type eye. The coding region runs from base 1 to 549 and encodes 182 amino acids. The record is from RefSeq and is a predicted model, not a curated record. The transcript has 3 exons. Lineage: Eukaryota; Metazoa; Chordata; Actinopteri; Pleuronectiformes; Pleuronectidae.